AAUCCGCCGCCCGCGCUCGGUUUUCGGCCGAGUUGUUUACAUCGCCACUCAUUUCCUGGAAUCCGCGCUCGGUCUAUGACGCGCUCGGCGAAGCAACAGCUCACGUCGUAUGCGCAAAAAGCCAUUUACGCGACGACAGUCGAACGAGUCGGUUGAUGUCCCGCGCCUCUCCGUGUGCCGUAUUGUUCUUUCUUAAUAUGCGUUCGCGACAAGUGCGUGAAGAGACCGCGAUCGCUCCCUUGCCCGUGCUACACCUAGGGGAUGAUCCUGCUCGCGGCUCAUCCGAGCGGAGAAGUCGACACGGGCAUUUUAGCACGACUAUCAUACUAAUUGGGGCGCGUCGCAUUCGAGAAUCAUCUGAAAUCCGGCCGUGGCAGCUCUCGGAUUUCUCUGGGGCGUGGAUCAUGCAGAAGCCUUGGGAGGGAGACGUGCUCGCGACUGAAAACGGGACUCGACUAUCACCGCCCCCUAUGCGCACGAAACGUAACUUCUUGAACGCAGCCACGGAUAUUUCCGGCCGGUAACACGUCACGUCCACAAUAAUUGUAUAUUUUGUAUUAGUAAGAUACACGAUCGCUCGGUUCCACUCGACGCUACGAUCACACAGUGCAAUUGCACAACGAGGCAUAAACACAACAACUAAAAAUCUGCAUAAUUUAAGCCCCCAAAAAAGUUACAGGCGUAAAGAGGAGCCUACGUUUCUCUUUUCAAUGCGAGAGUAUGCGAAAUUUCUGAAACACCGCAAACGAAAGGAUCCAAUUUAACCCGCUGCGCAUUCAAUGGUGAAACCCCGUGACAACUGCGCGCGCGAACCA
This is a messenger RNA of Vollenhovia emeryi, 815 nucleotides long. RefSeq lists its product as uncharacterized. The transcript is spliced from 2 exons. The record is from RefSeq and is a predicted model, not a curated record. The coding region runs from base 156 to 524 and encodes 122 amino acids. NCBI's taxonomy places the organism in Eukaryota, Metazoa, Arthropoda, Insecta, Hymenoptera, Formicidae.